AAGAUUAAGUACUGGUAUAACAUACGAACAAAUAAGUGUGAAAGUGUGCAGAGCCUCCCAGCCAGCAAAGGGACACCCUUUUCUUUCUGUUUUUCAGAGGCAUAAAAUCCGUGGUCAUCAUGUCUGACACAGAGGACAUUGGGGUUGAGGAGGUCGAAGAGGAAGCUGGAGAGGUAGUAGAGGUAGAGGUAGCCCCAGAGGCAGAGCCUGAGGCAGCCCCAGAGGCAGAGCCUGAGGAAGAACCUGAGCCAGAGCCAGAACCAGAACCAGAGGUGCAUGAGGAAGAGGCCUAUGAAGAGGAAGAGGAGAAGCCAAAAUUCAAGCCAAGUGCACCAAAAAUCCCUGAUGGUGAAAAAGUGGACUUUGAUGACAUCCAGAAAAAGCGUCAGAAUAAGGACCUCAUCGAGCUGCAGACACUGAUUGAUGCCCACUUUGAGUGCAGAAAAAAGGAAGAAGAGGAGCUUAUUGCUCUGAAGGAGAGGAUUGAGAAGCGGAGGGCUGAGAGAGCAGAACAGCAGAGGAUCCGUGCUGAGAAAGAUAAAGAGCGCCAAGCCAGACGAGAGGAAGAAAGGCUGAGGAAAGAGGAGUUAGACGCCAAAAGGAAAGCAGAGGACGAUGCUAAGAAGAAGUCCGUUCUCACCAGCAUGGGCUCCAACUACAGCAGCUACCUGCAGAAGGCUGACCAGAAGAAAGGAAAAAAGCAGACGGAAAGAGAGAAGAAGAAGAAGAUAUUGGCUGAGAGACGCAAGGCCCUGAACAUUGACCACCUGAAUGAGGACAAACUGAGGGAUAAAGCCAAAGAGCUCUGGGACUGGAUGUUCUCUCUUGAGUCAGAGAAGUUUGACCACAUCGAGAAGCUGAAGAGACAGAAAUAUGAGAUUACUACCCUGCGUCAGAGAGUGGAGGAACUCAGUAAAUUGUCAUCUCACUUCGCAAUCGUAUUGAUGAGCUGCAGAAACACUCCAAGAAGGGUGCUGCCGCUCGCCGCAGAAAGUAAAGUUUCCAACGUCCUGCUGGUUAAACUACAUCCCCACCCGCCGCUCCAAGCCGUAGACCUGUGCCCUCAGGCUCCUCCAGCUGCACCGGGGGUCUUCAGACAGCCAAAGACUGACUCAGCCUCACCUACCAAAUGCCAUGUGAUGCAUCCCUGGCCUAGUCUUACUUGCAGUCAAAGUAGAGCCCUGUUCCAUCUGACCACUGCUAGGUUCUCAUUGUGUGUGUAUGUAAAUAAAGUAUUAGUUCUUCAGCUUUUUCUGCAUCUUUGUUCAGGUGUCACACUCUCCCAUUUAACAGAGUGCAGGAGGGCCAUAGCUCUACACUUAAGACAUUUAAGUACGCACUUAAAUUUAAUUUAAUUGCAUUAAAUUGUAGACACUUAAAUUGCAUUCAAUUAACACUUACUGUUGUAAGAUAUGUGUUUGGAGACAUCACUGUAGACACAAUUCACUUCUUUUAAAAUAUAUGUUUGUCAAUAAGAUAAUCCACUCACAUUUUAUGAGAAUUUCAUUUUUAUAUAGAGGGUACAGACAAACUAGCUCUCAGUUUCUACAGUGAAAUUACCUCGAAUCCAGAUAUGCCUAAGGAACUCAUGACAGCUGGGACUUGGUGAAAUAAAAAUAAUUAGACCAGCAAGCAUUCAUAUUAAGUAGAGAUGAUCAAGCCAAAGUCUUUGAGUUGAACAUUGUCUGCAAAACUAAACAAACAGAAACCAACAGAUGUUACAGGAAGGAUAUGCUUGCUGUUGGAUACAUUUAAAUAAAUGGUUUGGUGCCAGGUUUUCCACCCCAAAUUGUAGUAGGCAAACCAAGUCUCCUCUCCUAAGUUUCCUUUAUUGGUAUUGCACAAUGAGACUAACAUAACCAACACGAACUAAAAAUUGUUUUUAAUCGUUUUUAUGAACACAUGCCCAAAUCCUUGCUUUAGAGCAUCCUGUGCUUGUCUCCAAAAAUAUCUGACCUGCUCACCUCAUGAAAUUGGUCGGCAUUAUUAAGCAGUGUAAAAAAGUCCAGACACAUUUUUAGUUUUUGUUUAGUUUUUAUUGAAAAUGGAA
Molecule: messenger RNA, 2050 nt
Organism: Electrophorus electricus (electric eel)
Lineage: Eukaryota; Metazoa; Chordata; Actinopteri; Gymnotiformes; Gymnotidae
Gene: tnnt3b
Product: troponin T type 3b (skeletal, fast)
Biological process (GO): regulation of muscle contraction; muscle contraction; sarcomere organization
Cellular component (GO): troponin complex
Molecular function (GO): troponin I binding; troponin C binding; tropomyosin binding
Source: RefSeq, a predicted model, not a curated record